Messenger RNA from Hevea brasiliensis (rubber tree), 1849 nucleotides. RefSeq names its product S-adenosylmethionine synthase 1. Bases 253 to 1704 code for a protein of 483 amino acids. The record is from RefSeq and is a predicted model, not a curated record. Lineage: Eukaryota; Viridiplantae; Streptophyta; Magnoliopsida; Malpighiales; Euphorbiaceae. Gene Ontology annotation, molecular function: ATP binding; methionine adenosyltransferase activity. Gene Ontology annotation, cellular component: cytosol. Gene Ontology annotation, biological process: S-adenosylmethionine biosynthetic process. The transcript has 2 exons.
UCGGAUGUCGGUUAAAUAAUACAAAGAAUUCGAUCUCUCUUUAAAUUCUCUCUCUUGCCCUUUCCUCUUCCUGUGCAUCUCUUUUUGUCUCUUCUCCUUCUUCCUUUCUUCCCCUCUUUCUUCUAUUUCCUUCCCCCUUUCCUCUGUUUUCUGUUUUGGGUUGCGGCUCUGCCACAACAAUUGGUGUCAGAUCAACAAGAUCCAACGAUCGCAGAGUUUGCGAAUUUGAAGUUGGCGAAGAAAAAGCAAAACAUGGAGGACCCUAGGAUCCAGAUUCUUGCGGACCACUUGCAAUCUUUGGAGCAGAGGUUUCAAGAUGUGAAACAAGAAAUGCGUAAUCUCAAUCAGGAAAUGCAUUUCAAGUUUGAGAGUUGUACAAAGAGGUUGGAGGACUUGAUAAUGGAGAAGAACCGAAAAAGUCGAGAAGAAUUGAAUUGCAAAUUUGAUCAAUUGUUGGAGAUGACUGGAGCUUCGCAGUCGAGGAGAAAGGAACCUGUGCUUCCAACUGUUCCUCAGCUCAAGGAAAUGGAGACUUUUCUCUUCACCUCUGAAUCUGUGAACGAGGGCCACCCUGACAAACUCUGUGACCAGAUCUCUGAUGCCGUGCUAGAUGCCUGUCUUGAGCAGGAUCCUGACAGCAAGGUUUCCUGUGACACGUGCACAAAGACCAACAUGGUAAUGGUCUUGGGAGAUAUUACCACCAAGGCCAAGGUAGACUAUGAGAAGAUAGUUCGUGAGGCAUGUCGCGCCAUUGGAUUUGUUUCAGAUGAUGUUGGUCUUGAUGCUGACAAAUGCAAGGUCCUAGUAAACAUUGAGCAGCGGUUCCCUGAUAUUACUCAGUGUGUUGGUGGCCAUUUCACCAAGCGUCCAGAAGAGAUUGGUGCUGGUGACCAAGGCCAUGUUUUUGGUUAUGCCACUGAUGAGACCCCUGAGUAUAUGCCAUUGAGCCAUGUUCUUGCCACCAAGCUUGGGGCUCGACUUACUGAGGUUAGGAAGAAUGGCAUCUGCCCAUGGGUAAGACCUGAUGGCAAGACGCAGGUUACUGUUGAGUACUACAAGGAAAAUGGUGCCAUGGUCCCAGUCCGUGUCCACACUGCCCUCAUCUCCACCCAGCAUGAUGAAACUGUCACAAACGACGAGAUUGCCGCUGACCUCAAGGAACAUGUCAUAAAACCUGUCAUCCCUGAGAAGUACCUUGAUGAGAAGACCAUCUUCCACCUUAACCCAUCUGGGCGUUUUGUCAUUGGUGGUCCACACGGUGAUGCAGGACUAACUGGACGCAAGAUCAUAGUAGACACCUAUGGUGGCUGGGGGGCCCAUGGUGGUGGUGCUUUUUCAGGGAAGGACCCAACAAAGGUGGACAGGAGUGGUGCUUAUAUGGUUAGGCAGGCGGCCAAGAGUCUUGUAGCAAAUGGUCUUGCUCGCAGGUGUAUCGUGCAGGUCUCCUAUGCCAUUGCUUUGCCUGAGCCUUUGUCCGUCUUUGUGGACACCUACGGAACUGGAAAGAUUCCUGACAAAGAGAUUCUCAGGAUUGUGGAAGAGAACUUCGACUUUAGACCUGAAAUGAUGACCAUCAACCUAGACCUCAAGAGGGGAGGCAACAGGUUCUUGAAGACAGCUGCAUAUGGACACUUUGGAAGGGAUGACCCAGACUUCACCUGGGAGGUUGUCAAGCCCCUCAAGUGGGAUAAGCCUCAAGCUUAAUAGUGAUUUAUCCUAUCCAUGCUGUCAAUGCUUGCUUGGCUGGUAGUUGAUGAAUAAUUUGGCUUGUUUUUUUACUGCUGCGCUACAAAUAUGAAAGAAUCUGCAAUGGUCUAAAUCUCAUACAUAAGAUGUCCUAUUCAAUUUU